ACUACAACUGUCGUACAGCAAAGCCGAUUGAACACCAACCAGUUCGAAAUGGCACUAAUUUUCGAUGAGCAAGGGGUCAACAGAGGGUACAGUAGCGAUGACAGCGACGGCGAUGAGUCCACACACGGCUACUACACGUGCGUGGUGUGCAUGUGCACGGCGGUCUGCCCCCGUGUAAGCUUUUGCGGGCACCUUUUCUGCUCGCGGUGCAUUGAAGCCUGGAUGCAGGCGCAGGGACCCAUCGUCAAGUGUCCCUACUGCAAGUCGCGCAUUGCCGAAAAAACUCUGAUCACGGUUCAGCCCUUUUCCAACUACAGACAGCGUGGGGCGGCACCCUACCGCAGGUGCAAAUCUCUGCAGGAGCAUCGCCAGAAAAUGCUCCAAGAUAAUGAGUAUAUUGAGACACCGGUAAACCUGCCCCAGGCGUCUAUGUUUCUGCACGGUGAGAUCGAACUGCCUCCGGGACUGUUGCCGCGCUCCAAGCCGCUGGCACCGCAGCUGCUUCGUCAAGUAAAGGAACAGCCUCCCGUGCAGCGAACCUUUGUGGACUACAGCUGGCACCAGCGGGGCAUCACUCUCUUCAUCAUGGUGUUUCUGUUUGCCCUGUUGAAUUCCACGCGAGACCUCAAAUAGCAGCUUUUCGAUUAAAAAUUAUUUGAUUAACAUUCUGCAAGAUUUACUCCAGACAUACAUAUGUACAUACGUACGAUGCUAAAUAACUUUGUGAAU
Drosophila obscura is the source of this 729-nucleotide messenger RNA. RefSeq names its product E3 ubiquitin-protein ligase CBL-B. Bases 49 to 633 code for a protein of 194 amino acids. NCBI's taxonomy places the organism in Eukaryota, Metazoa, Arthropoda, Insecta, Diptera, Drosophilidae. The transcript has a single exon. The record is from RefSeq and is a predicted model, not a curated record. Gene Ontology annotation, biological process: ubiquitin-dependent protein catabolic process. Gene Ontology annotation, molecular function: metal ion binding; ubiquitin-like protein conjugating enzyme binding; ubiquitin protein ligase activity. Gene Ontology annotation, cellular component: endoplasmic reticulum.